Messenger RNA from Nilaparvata lugens (brown planthopper), 650 nucleotides. RefSeq names its product lipase 1-like. The record is from RefSeq and is a predicted model, not a curated record. Lineage: Eukaryota; Metazoa; Arthropoda; Insecta; Hemiptera; Delphacidae.
UUCAAGAAAGCAUCAGCCUACUAUUAGAGUGCCUGAUAUUCUGGAAAUUUUAUAUUGUGAAGUAGGCUACGGUAUAUUAUAUUUAGGAUAUCAUUCAUCUAUAUAUGCUAGGACAUAAUAUACAGGACAUAUACUAGGACAUAUAUAUCUGGACAUGCUAGGUAUGUGGAAAAGUCAGGCUACCAAAUUGUUUGUGAUUUCCAUCCUUCUACUGGAUUUACCACAAAUCAAUAGCAGUGGAAGAAGUGAUAAAUACAAUGAAGAAGAUUCUGCGGAGACACCACCACUCCCCAAUGAUGUAAGGGGAAAGAAAAAAAUUCUUGGUAUCUUCAGGAAAGGUAGUAACAAACAAAAAGAACCCUUCGUUAUGGAGCGAACUGAUGAACUAAUCAGGAAAGCCGGGUAUGAGGCGGAAUCCUAUCUUGUUGACGUGCCAAUCGGUCGAGAUAUAAUUGUGAAGGAGAGGGAGGGUCAAAAAUUUUGGUCGAAGAAAAAGAAAGAAUAUACUAUGACGAUGUUUAAAAUAGAAAUAUUUCGAAUCAUACACCCUGGAAGAGGCAGACUGAGGAAUUUGCCAGUUGUGUUGUUGAUGCAUGGAGCCACAGGAAGCUCUUCAGACUAUGUGUUUGCUGGCAAAGAUGAUAGUCUAG